UUAUUGCUUUGACUCCAUCAUGCCUCAUAUUCUAUCUAGUAUAUGUUUAAUGGCACACUACCCUUCAGUGCAGUUAUUCAUACUCGCUUACGUUUGAUGUCGUCAUUGAUUCAAAUUGCCAGUGAAUCUAUUGGAGAUUCAGUGAAGGAGCGACGCCAUCCGGACACGCUUUUGUUUGUGGAUGAACACUCCAACCCGUUUCGGAAAUGUGGACAGAAAUUGGGAAAUUAUUAUUUUUUCAUUUCUUACUUUCGGAAUUAUACUUAGCAAAAGGUACCGAAACUGGCACUGAGACGGAGUGCGAGGAUGGACAGUUUCAGUGUAACAACAUGAGAUGUAUUCCCACCAUAUGGAGAUGCGAUGAUGAUGAUGACUGCUCUGACAACAGCGAUGAGGAGAACUGCCUGAAGAACACAUGCGCACCCUUAGAGUUUGCGUGUGCGAACGGUCAGUGUGUUCCUGGGCGUUGGCGUUGUGACGGAGAACCUGAGUGUCCAGAUGGAUCAGAUGAGGCUGAUGCCACCUGCAGGGUCAAACAGACGUGUCCACCAGAGAAGUUUGACUGUGGGGGAAAGUGCGUGUCGCUGUCCUGGCGGUGUGACGGGGAAAGAGACUGUGAAAACGGCGAAGAUGAAGCGGACUGUGCAGCAGACGCCAGGUCCUGCUCAGCGGGGGAGUUCCAGUGUCGUAACCGUAAAUGUUUAGCACCGGUCUAUGUGUGUGACGGUGACGACGACUGUGGAGACGGCAGCGAUGAGGAGAAGUGCUCUCCGCCCACCUGUGGGCCGCACGAGUUUCGCUGCAACAGCUCCGAGUGUGUGCCUCAGCCUUGGACCUGCGACGGAGACCCCGACUGCUCUGACGGGUCUGAUGAGUGGGCGGUGCGAUGCGGGGGCGGGUCCGGUCGACCGGUUCCUCCACCCGCCCGGAGACUGCAAUGCAGUGCUGGAGAAUUUCGUUGCGGCAGUGGGGAGUGUGUGAGACUGACCUGGAGGUGCGACAGGGACCCUGACUGCAAGGACAAGUCGGAUGAGGUCGACUGCCCUCUGCUCACAUGCCGACCUGAUGAGUUCCAGUGCGGAGACGGAUCCUGCAUCCACGGCAUUAAACAGUGCAACAAAAUACACGACUGCCUCGACAAAAGCGAUGAGGCUGGCUGUGUCAAUGCCACAAAGUGUGAAGGACCUCUGAAGUUCCUCUGCAGGAAUGGGGAAUGCAUUGACGGCAGCAAGGUGUGUGACAACGUGAAGGACUGCAAGGAUCGGUCGGACGAACCCAAGAAGGAGUGCAGUCUGAAUGAAUGUUUGCUAAACAACGGAGGCUGCUCACACAUCUGUGUGGAUCGUCCCAUUGGAUACGAGUGCCAGUGUCCUGCUGGCUAUAAGCUGCUGGACAAGAGGACAUGUGGAGAUAUUGAUGAGUGUGAGAACCCUGAUGCCUGCAGUCAGAUCUGCAUCAACCUGAAAGGGGAUUUCAAGUGUGAAUGUCACCCGGGGUAUGAGAUGGACCCCGUAAGCAAGACCUGUAAAGCUGAGGGAAAAAGCCCUUACCUGAUGUUCACGAACAGGCACGAGAUCAGGCGUAUUGACCUGGUGAAGAGGGACUACACACAGGUGGUUCCUACUCAGAAGAAUGCAGUGGCCAUUGAUAUAGACGUCGCUGCCAACCGCAUGUUCUGGUGUGAUCGUUUUCAACACAAAAUAUACAGUGCUUAUAUCCACGAGGCGAGCGACCCGUCUCGACACGUUACUCUGAUCGACUCGGAUCUGCAUUCCCCUGAAGGGCUGGCGCAGGACUGGGUUCAGCACAACCUCUACUGGACCGACUCGGGCGACAGAACCAUCUCUGUGGCUUCAGCGGAUGGCAGCAGGAGACGCGUGCUGAUCAACACCGAUCUGAGCGAACCACGGGCCAUCGCUGUGGAUCCAGAGAGAGGGUUCAUGUAUUGGUCUGACUGGGGCAUCAGGGCCAAGAUUGAGAAGGCUGGCAUGAACGGUGUUGAUCGGCAGGUGUUGGUGUCUGAGGACAUUGAGUGGCCCAAUGGAAUCACACUCGAUGUGGUUGGUAAGCGCUUGUACUGGGUGGACUCAAAACUACACCUGAUCUCCAGUGUGGAUUUAAAUGGGUCCCAUCGCAGAGUCAUCCUGUUCUCCAGCGAGAGACUCGGCCACCCUUAUGCCCUCGCUGUGUUCGAGGAUCGGGUGUACUGGACGGACCGUGAGAAGGAGGCCGUUUACAGCGCAAACAGACUCACAGGACAGGAUGUGACCAGCCUUGCCGAGCACCUCAAUGACCCUCAUGAUAUUGUGGUUUUCCAUGAGCUGAGCCAACCUGGCGCUCCUGACAGCUGUAACCUGGGCGGCGUGACUAACGGAGGCUGUGACUUCCUUUGUCUGCGAGCUCCUCAGAUCAGCGAACACUCACCCAAAUACACCUGCGCUUGCCCUGACGGCGAGGAGCUCAGCCCUGACACACGCCAAUGUGUACCCGUCCAAAACGACACUGCCGUAACAUCUACUGUCCCCAUCAACAACACUGCGGAGACAGGAGCUGGCUGGGCACCAGAGUCCCCUGGAGCAGUGACUUCUCAGUCCGAUAGUGUGGCUGAAACCACUCUCUCAUCACUCCUCACUUCCAGCCCAGAGGAAGCGGCCAUCUCCUCUAAUACUACAGCAGAGCGCAGGUCAACACAGGCAUCCAGCACCACACCAGGAGACCUGAGCAACCUGUCCCAUCACUCUGGCAAUGAGUUGUUUCUCCUUGGCCGUAAUCUGACAGUGGCAGUGCUUGGUGUCGUAAUUCCCAUAGUUCCUAUUGUUGCCACAGUGGUCUUCGGGGUGCUGUGUACCGGCGUUUAUCUCAUUUACCGCAACUGGAGGAGGAACAGCACCAAAAGCAUGAACUUCGACAACCCAGUCUACCGCAAAACCACAGGAGAGACGGAAGAGGACGAGAUUCAUAUCGGUCGGACUGACGGGCUCGCUGGCCAUCACCACCCUUACCCUGGGCCCGUGGUCGGCAUGACGCCAGUCGGCACCGGGACGUGCCCGCCAUUCAUCGCUCUGCCUCUGGGGACCGGUUUACCAGACCCUUCCACACACUGGUACACAGAGCAACCCACCAUCUCUAGUACUAAGUGAAAAGGAGACGACUUUAGAAAUACUGUGACCGCAGGGAGCAGGACCGUCAUGUGUUGCUGCCAAGCUAUGCAGGAAUGGCAAUUUAUCGAGCUGAAUCAUUCUUAACAUGGCCAGGUUUUAAAGUGAGCUGCAGAAUACUGGAGUGCAAAUACUGUAUGAUUACUAAAGAAAAGUGUUAUCAUUUCAGUCCCAUAAUCAUCUGGUCCAUUUUAUCGUCAUUUAUUGCUGGUUGGAACCACCAGGCCAAGCCUUUUCAAAACUCCAUUAUUUAUAUUUAUCUUAUAAUAAUAAUUCGUUACAUUUAUAUAGCGCUUUUCUCGGUACUCAAAGCGCUUUACAUAGAAGGGGCGAAUCUCCUCAACCACCAUCUUAUAAUCCUAGAGAAAUUUAGCACAGUAACUGGUAUUAAAUGUACUAUUGAAAUAUUGUAACUAGUCUAUUUGACUAUCAAUGUCCAGCACUUUAGCUAAAGCUGUAGAGAGAGAAAAAAAUGGAUCCUUAUUUCUAACAUUGCUUUGUUUGAUUUAGGCAUGUUCUCAAAAUGAAUUAACCAAAUCAUUAAAAUUAAUUAAUCCGUUUGUUAAAAUUUAAAUUCCAAUCGAUUCCCAAUGGAUAAAAUCAAGUCCUGCACUUUAUUCCUCAUGGAAUACUCAAAUUUCAUUCAGAAAUACGUCACAUUAUGAAAGUAAAAUGGGCUGCAAAUGUUGCUUCAUGUUGACUUUAAAGUGCCCCUAUUAUGCUAUUUUAAAGCUUCCUAAUUUUGUUUUGGAGGUCUCCUACAAUUGGUUUACACCAUCCAAGGUCAAAAAACACUUUAAUUUUCUCAUAAUAUAAAUUGCACAUUACCUCAUUUCUCAAAGAGUCUGAAAUCAGUUAUUUCGAA
Molecule: messenger RNA, 4023 nt
Organism: Rhinichthys klamathensis goyatoka
Lineage: Eukaryota; Metazoa; Chordata; Actinopteri; Cypriniformes; Leuciscidae
Product: low-density lipoprotein receptor-related protein 8-like
Exons: 18
Coding region: 207-3140 (977 amino acids)
Molecular function (GO): calcium ion binding; protein binding
Source: RefSeq, a predicted model, not a curated record